GGAGAAUAUAUAAUUUUUCACGUAAGAGCUGAUUAUUAUGUACAGAAAUUUUUUUAUGUUAUACUUUCCAAAGGAAUGAUAUUAUUAUCUGGUUAUGAAGAGAUGAUUUCAACUAUUAAGACCUUUGCAAUAACUGUUGCUGCAGAAAUGUCACCUUCAGCAACAAUAGUUGUUUAUGAUAUAGCAAGAGAAGGUAUAGUUGUCUGUGAUAGUCUUACAUUUCCUGUGGAUGGAAUAUCAAGAAAUAAUUUUACAGUAACAUUAAAUGAAAGAAAGGAUAAGACAUUAAAUACCGUUGAAGUUAUAAUUAAAGGGAAACCUGGAACUUAUGUUGGAUUAUCAGCAGUAGACAGAGUUUUAUAUAGCAUGCAUACAGGAAAUGAGUUAACUCAUGCACAGGUAUUAGGAAAAAUGAAUACUUUUGAUGAAGCAAUGAAUGGAACUCUUUCACAUAUGUGGCAUUCUAGCAUUGGCAGUCCUGGAAAGAUUGUUCAUUUUCCUUCUUCAACUUAUGGCAUUGAUACCAAUAGAACAUUUGAGUUUGCAGGUUUAAUCAUUUUUACUGAUGCAAAUAUUACAAAGCGUCCAGAAUAUUGUGAUCAAUCUCAGGGAUAUGCUACUUGUAUGGAUGGAAUUUCAUGUUAUCCACUACAAAAACUAUGUGAUGGAAUGAAGGAUUGUGAUGAUGAAUCAGAUGAAAGUGGAUGUCCAACUCAGAAUGUUUUAGAUUUGGAAAAAUUUCGUCUUAAACGUUUUAAUCGUGUUCAGAGACUUUAUGAUAGUUCAUGGCUUUGGCAAGAUAUUAAUAUUGGUCCCUUAGGUCAUUACAUAUUUACAAUUCCCGUUCCUUCAAUAUCAACUCACUGGAUUAUUAGUGCUUUUGGAAUGAACAGUGUUCAUGGAUUUGGAGUACUUUCUAAAACUGUUGAAAUAUCUGGUUUACGUCCAUUUUACAUGACAGUUGAAAUUCCAGACACAGUAUAUAGAAAUUUCUAUAUAUGUGUAAUUUCUACACUUUUAACACAAAAUUUUGUAUUUUAUAAAUAUUUUCAGGUUGUUGUGAGUCUUGGGACUUCAUCUGAUUAUAAAUUUAUACAUGUGGAACCAUUUGGUGUUGUACAUUCCUUUAGUCCAAGAACAUCAGUAGGAGAACAUCAGCAUUUAGUCUUUGUAAAACCAGGAAAAUCUACAGUUGUAUAUAUGCCAAUUGUUCCAACAAGAUUAGGUGAUAUUAAUGUCACAGUAAUGGCUAAAACUCAAGUGGCAAAAGAUAUGGUUACUAAGACUAUUCAUGUGGAGGCAAGUGGAGUUCCACAACAUAGGCAUACAUCAUUUUUACUUGAUUUAUCUCAGGGAGCAUAUCUAAUCAAAUAUCUAGAUACAAAUCUAACGGCAAACCCAAUUAUUCCAUUUAGACAAGACCGAUUAUAUGUAUUUGGCUCAAAUAAAGCAACAGUUUCUAUAGUGGGAGAUGUUGUUGGUCCAAUUUUUCCCACAAUACCAGUUAAUGCAACAUAUUUAUUAAAGAAACCAUUUUGGUGUGGAGAGCAAAAUAUGUUUAACUUUGCAGCCAAUCUGUACAUGAUUUGGUACUUACGUCUCAUUGGACAAAGACAGCCACAAGUGGAAAAGAAAGCAUUUCAUUUCUUGAAUAUAGGUUAUCAAAGACAGCUGAGUUAUCAAAAUGAAGAUGGUUCAUUCAGUUUAUUUAGGUGGAAAAGUGAAGGAAGUGUUUGGCUUACAGCUUUCUGUGCAAGAAUAUUUUAUAAAGCUACUUUUCAAGAAUGGGAAAACUUUUUAUAUAUAGAUCGAUCAGUAAUUAAUAAAGCUAUAUCAUGGCUAAUUAAACAUCAGUCUCCUGAUGGUGCAUUUUAUGAAACAACAAUGUUUCCUUAUGACCGGAAAAUGAAUUUAACAUCCGACUGGAAACAUGAUAAUGUAAAAUUAAGAAACAUUUCUUUGACUGCUCAUGUUUUAAUUACUUUAACAGAAGUGAAAGAUUUAGGAGGAGAAAUUGGACUUAAAGCUUCAAAUGCAAGAUCUUUGGCACAAAAUUAUUUAGAGAAGAAACUCAGUAUUUUAAAUAAUUUUAAUGAUCCCUAUGAAUUGGCGAUAGUUGCCUAUGCCUUGACUGUUUCAAACAGCAUUGAUGGUGAAGAAGCAUUUAAUAAAUUAGAUUCUCGUAUGAGAGAAACAAGUGGUCUAAAAUAUUGGGCAAGAGAAUCAAUGUUACCCUUAAAAACAACAAUAGAAAACAAUAGGCCAUACAUUUUACCAAGAGUUCCUCAAAAAUAUGAUGCUUCUAAUGUUGAAACUACUGCUUAUGGCUUAUUAGUACAUGUUGCAAGACAAGCUGUUAUACAAAGAGAGAUUGUUGAAUGGUUAAAUACACAACGAAUGAGUGAUGGUGGAUGGGCAUCUACUCAAGAUACUAUUAUAGCCACUCAAGCACUCAUCCAGUAUUCAAUUCAGUCUCGCCUUCGAGAUGUAACUGAUGUAACAGUUACCAUAGAAGUUCCAUCUUCAUCAGGAUUUGUUAAACAAGUUCAUAUAACUGAAGAAAAUUUAGCACAACUACAGCUCUUAGAGAUACCAAAUGCAUCUGGAUCAAUAAUAGUUAAGGCUCAAGGUGCUGGUUUAGCAAUAGUACAAUUAGACAUUCAAUAUAAUGUAGAUUGGCCUCAUCAUCUUAUUCCACCUCCUAUGUCGACAUUUUUGCUUGAUGUUAAGGGAAAUUUUUAUGGGCGAAACAAUUCUCAUAUUAACAUAAAUUCUUGUCAGAGUUGGACCAACACAGCUGAAAGUCCCAAUAGUGGCAUGGCUGUUCUAGAAAUAACAAUUCCAACUGGUUACCUUAUCACCCAACAAGACUUGGAUGCUUAUGUCAGAUCAAAUACAGUUAGAAAUUUAAAAGAAGCCCGUUUUUCAGAAAGAAAAGUUGUUUUCUAUUUCCAUUAUUUGGAUGCUGAACCUAUUUGUGUUUCAUUUGUAAUACAAAGAUGGUUUCCAAUUGCAAAUAUGACUCGUUAUUUACCAGUUAAGAUAUACGAAUACUAUGCCCCAGAAAACUAUAACGAAACUAUGUUUGAUGCAUUUAGCUUGUUUGUUUUAAAUAUUUGCCAAGUUUGUGGGUCUUAUCAAUGUCCAUACUGUCCAGUAUUCAGUUGGUCUACAAAGAAUAUUAGCAACAUUUUAUUACAGUUUUUGUGUGUAUUCCUAGUCAAUUUUAUGUCAUAUUUGACAUCAUCAGUAUGCAUACAUUAGUACUUUUGACGAAAAAACAUUGGUAUUAUAAUACCUUGCCAAUUUUGGCAGUUGGUCUUCCGCUAUUACUGGAAUUGAGUGAUUGAUUACAGUGUUCUCACAUCAUCUUGCACUGUGCAUAUCCGUGUAAGAUAAAUCUUUCAUAGUUAUAUCUUGUGUGCAAAAGAUUUUCCUACGAUCAUUUUUAAAUUAAUUAUAGGUGAUUCUUUUGUAGUGUAUAAAACACAUUUAAAAUUAAUUUUUCACCAAUUUAUAACCAUGAGACUUGCUGUAUAAAGUUAAUUGAAUUUAUGAUUUUAGAUUAAAUUUUUAGUGGAUUUAGGGAUUCACUGCAUAAAAUUCCAAAUCUUAUGAAUUUAAAAAACUCCUAAAAUAAUUUUUAAUAAAACAAAUUACAUUCCAAAAAAUUAU
Molecule: messenger RNA, 3675 nt
Organism: Centruroides sculpturatus (bark scorpion)
Lineage: Eukaryota; Metazoa; Arthropoda; Arachnida; Scorpiones; Buthidae
Product: CD109 antigen-like
Exons: 24
Cellular component (GO): extracellular region
Molecular function (GO): endopeptidase inhibitor activity; protein binding
Source: RefSeq, a predicted model, not a curated record